Messenger RNA from Drosophila teissieri, 5376 nucleotides. It is a transcript of the gene brm, whose product is annotated as ATP-dependent helicase brm. The transcript is spliced from 7 exons. The coding region runs from base 160 to 5076 and encodes 1638 amino acids. Gene Ontology annotation, cellular component: nucleus. The record is from RefSeq and is a predicted model, not a curated record. Gene Ontology annotation, biological process: positive regulation of transcription by RNA polymerase II. Gene Ontology annotation, molecular function: ATP-dependent chromatin remodeler activity; DNA binding; transcription factor binding. Lineage: Eukaryota; Metazoa; Arthropoda; Insecta; Diptera; Drosophilidae.
GCGUGACUUUUGUUAUAGAGACGGCCGCCAUUAGAGUUUUGCUGUCGCGUCGCGUUGUGAAAAGAGAAGAAAACCUUCUAAAAACAGUGCUAAUAGAUACGGCUGCACCAGUUGCUUGGAUAUCGCCCUUUGGAUAAAUCUAGGAAAAGGAGCUGCAAUAUGGCCUCGCCCUCUCCGGCGAACAGUCCCAUGCCACCGCCACAGGCGCCCAGUCCGAUGGCCCCGCCCUCGCAGAGCCCCGCUCCCUCGCCGCACAGCCCCUAUCCUCACCAGCAGCCGGGUCCACUGCAAGGACCUCCGCCGCCCGGGCAUCCCGGUGCCUAUGGACAUCCCAUGCAGCACGGACCACCCGGCCAGGGUCCCCCCGGCCAUCAUAUGCCACCGCACCACCAGGGGAUGAUUUUCUCAAAAGGUCCGCACAUGGGAAUGCAGAUGCCGCCGACGGGUCCGAAUAUGUCCCCCUACCAAACCCACGGAAUGCCACCCAAUGCUCCCACACAACCCUGCAUAGUGUCACCUGGUGGCCCACCUGGGGGUCCGCCACCUCCGGAGCGCUCGAGCCAGGAGAAUCUGCACGCGCUUCAACGCGCCAUCGAUUCUAUGGAGGAAAAGGGCUUGCAGGAAGAUCCUCGCUACUCCCAGCUCCUGGCAAUGCGGGCCACCUCAAAGCACCAGCACCUUAACGGCAAUCAGGUGAACUUGUUGCGCACACAGAUCACCGCCUAUCGGUUGCUGGCGCGGAACAAGCCCAUAUCCAUGCAGAUGCAACAGGCGCUUCAGGCGGCACAGCAACAGCCUCCGCCAGGACCACCAAUUGGACCACCUGGAGCACCAGGUGGACCGCCGCCAGGGAGCCAACAUGCAGGGCAACCACCCGUGCAGCCGCAGCAGCAGCAACAACCUCCCCCUUCAGCAGGAACUCCGCCUCAGUGCUCCACGCCGCCCGCAAGCAGUCCUUAUGGUCCGCCAGUUCCUGGCCAGAAAAUGCAGGUAGCGCCACCACCGCCACACAUGCAACAGGGACAGCCAUUGCCACCACAACCGCCACAAGUGGGUGGACCCCCGCCUAUCCAACAGCAACAGCCACCUCAGCAGCAGCAACAACAGCCGCAACCUCCGCCACCGGAGCAACAUCAGCACCAGUUGCCAAACGGAGGCAAACCCCUGAGUAUGGGGCCAUCCGGAGGGCAACCACUAAUACCUUCAUCGCCCAUGCAGCCACAAGUCAGAGGGGCUCUGCCAGGAAUGCCGCCAGGUACUCAAGUUCCUCAACCAGGAGGAGUUCCUCCGCGACAGGUUCCACCUGCGGGCAUGCCGAUGCCCAAACCCAAUCGCAUUACAACGGUGGCCAAGCCCGUGGGCCUGGAUCCCAUUACAUUGCUGCAGGAAAGAGAGAAUAGAAUAGCAGCCAGGAUAUCACUGCGUAUGCAGGAGUUGCAGCGUCUGCCGGCUACCAUGUCCGAGGAUCUUCGGCUGCAAGCGGCUAUUGAGUUAAGGGCCCUAAGGGUCUUGAACUUCCAGCGACAACUGCGUAUGGAGUUUGUUCAGUGCACGAGACGAGAUACCACUUUGGAAACAGCGUUAAAUAUUAAGCUCUACAAGAGGACCAAGCGGCAGGGUCUGCGGGAGGCACGUGCCACUGAAAAACUCGAAAAGCAACAGAAGCUAGAGGCUGAACGGAAACGCCGCCAAAAGCAUCUGGAGUUCUUGGCUGCUGUGCUUCAGCACGGCAAGGAUCUAAGGGAAUUCCACAGGAAUAAUAAGGCCCAACUUGCAAGGAUGAACAAGGCCGUGAUGAACCAUCACGCAAAUGCGGAGCGUGAGCAAAAGAAGGAACAAGAGCGCAUCGAGAAGGAACGUAUGCGACGUCUGAUGGCCGAGGAUGAGGAGGGUUACCGCAAGCUGAUUGAUCAAAAGAAGGACAAGAGAUUGGCUUUCCUACUGUCGCAGACAGAUGAGUAUAUUAGCAACCUAACUCAGAUGGUGAAACAGCACAAGGACGACCAGAUGAAGAAAAAGGAGGAGGAGGGCAAGCGGCUGAUACAGUUCAAAAAGGAACUGCUAAUGAGCGGAGAGUACAUUGGCAUUGAUGAAGGCAGCAUUGUUGCUGAUAUGCGGGUCCAUGUGGUGGAACAGUGCACUGGCAAGAAACUCACCGGCGAUGAUGCCCCCAUGCUGAAGCACUUGCACCGCUGGCUGAACAUGCAUCCUGGCUGGGAUUGGAUUGACGACGAGGAGGACAGCUGUGGGAGCAACGAGGAUCAUAAACCCAAGGUGGAGGAGCAACCAACGGCUACAGAAGACGUCACUGACAAAGCGCAGACGACGGGCAACGAGGAGGACCCCAAGGAUCUAAUUACCAAGGCCAAGGUGGAGGACGAUGAGUACAGGACGGAGGAACAGACGUACUACAGCAUCGCUCAUACCAUUCAUGAAAAGGUUGUGGAACAGGCCAGCAUCAUGGUAAAUGGUACGCUCAAGGAAUACCAGAUCAAAGGCUUGGAGUGGUUGGUUUCGCUCUACAACAACAAUUUGAACGGAAUUCUGGCCGACGAAAUGGGUUUGGGUAAAACCAUUCAGACCAUUUCGCUGGUAACGUACCUUAUGGAUCGGAAGAAGGUUAUGGGUCCCUACUUGAUUAUUGUACCACUUUCGACCCUGCCCAAUUGGGUACUGGAAUUCGAGAAGUGGGCGCCAGCCGUGGGUGUAGUCAGUUACAAGGGCAGCCCGCAAGGAAGACGAUUGCUGCAAAAUCAAAUGCGAGCCACUAAGUUUAAUGUGCUGUUAACCACCUAUGAGUACGUCAUCAAGGACAAGGCAGUGCUGGCCAAGAUCCAGUGGAAGUACAUGAUUAUCGACGAGGGUCACCGCAUGAAAAACCAUCACUGCAAACUCACCCAGGUGCUAAACACCCACUACAUUGCUCCCUAUCGGUUACUUCUCACGGGUACACCUCUGCAAAACAAGCUUCCCGAGUUGUGGGCGCUACUUAAUUUCCUGCUGCCCUCGAUCUUUAAGUCCUGUUCCACAUUUGAGCAGUGGUUUAAUGCUCCAUUUGCAACCACUGGCGAGAAGGUUGAGCUUAACGAAGAGGAGACAAUCCUCAUUAUUCGUCGUCUGCACAAGGUUCUUCGUCCCUUCCUGUUGCGUCGUCUCAAAAAGGAGGUAGAGCACCAGCUGCCCGACAAGGUGGAGUACAUCAUCAAGUGCGACAUGUCCGCCCUGCAGCGUGUUCUCUACAAGCACAUGCAGAGUAAGGGUGUUUUACUCACUGAUGGAUCCGAGAAGGGCAAGCACGGCAAGGGAGGCGCUAAGGCGCUAAUGAACACGAUCGUUCAGCUGCGCAAGCUGUGUAACCAUCCGUUCAUGUUCCAGCACAUAGAAGAGAAAUACUGCGACCACACUGGCGGCCAUGGAGUUGUGUCCGGACCGGAUCUGUAUCGCGUCUCCGGCAAAUUCGAGCUGCUUGAUCGCAUCCUGCCCAAGCUAAAGGCCACCAAUCAUCGCGUCCUUCUCUUCUGUCAGAUGACUCAGUGCAUGACCAUUAUCGAAGAUUACCUGGGAUGGCGCCAAUUCGGCUAUCUUCGACUUGACGGCACCACAAAGGCCGAGGAUCGUGGCGAACUACUGCGAAAAUUCAACGCCAAGGGCUCGGACGUGUUUGUCUUUUUGCUUUCCACCCGAGCCGGUGGUUUGGGUCUUAAUCUGCAAACUGCCGAUACUGUAGUAAUCUUCGACUCCGAUUGGAAUCCCCACCAGGAUCUGCAAGCGCAGGAUCGUGCCCAUCGUAUUGGUCAACGUAAUGAGGUGCGCGUUCUGCGACUAAUGACAGUCAACUCCGUGGAAGAGCGCAUCUUGGCUGCAGCCAGGUACAAGCUUAACAUGGACGAGAAGGUCAUCCAGGCUGGUAUGUUCGAUCAGAAGUCAACGGGUAGCGAGCGGCAGCAGUUCCUACAGACGAUUCUGCACCAGGAUGACAACGAAGAGGAGGAAGAAAAUGAAGUGCCCGAUGAUGAAAUGAUCAACAUGAUGAUAGCCCGCAGCGAGGAGGAGAUCGAAAUCUUUAAGCGCAUGGAUGCGGAGCGCAAAAAGGAGGAUGAGGAAAUCCAUCCGGGUAGGGAACGUCUAAUCGACGAGUCCGAGCUACCCGACUGGUUGACAAAGGACGAUGACGAGGUAGAGCGUUUCCACUAUCAGUACGACGAGGACACCAUUCUGGGUCGAGGCUCCCGGCAGCGAAAGGAAGUAGACUACACUGAUAGUUUGACUGAAAAGGAGUGGCUGAAAGCCAUCGACGAUGGCGCUGAGUUUGACGAGGAAGAGGAGGAAGACGAUUCAAAGCGCAAGCGACGAAAGCGUAAGAAUCGGAAGGAAGAGUCCGACGAUGAUUCGUUGAUUUUAAAACGGCGACGACGCCAAAAUCUGGACAAGCGGUCAAAGAAGCAGAUGCACAAGAUUAUGAGUGCAGUUAUCAAGCACAACCAAGAUGGACGCACUCUGUCCGAACCAUUCAUGAAGCUGCCUUCGCGGCAGCGGUUGCCUGACUAUUACGAGAUCAUUAAGCGGCCAGUUGACAUUAAGAAAAUCUUGCAGCGUAUUGAGGACUGCAAGUAUGCCGAUCUCAACGAGCUGGAGAAAGACUUUAUGCAGCUGUGCCAGAAUGCACAGAUCUACAACGAAGAGGCCUCCCUGAUCUACCUGGAUUCGAUUGCCCUGCAAAAGGUAUUCGUUGGGGCCAGGCAGAGGAUAACAGCUGCAGCAGAUGCAGCCGCUGUGGCGGCAGGAGAUAACACUGGUGAGGCGCAUGGAAAUGGAGGCUCGGAUAAUUCGGACAACGACGACGACGAUGGCGGCGAUGACGGCUCCGACGACGAGGAGAUUGCAACCACUUCAGCGGCGGCUGUCAAAAUGAAGCUCAAGCUGAACAAAUCUCUGGCUAGUGCCCCGGCUACGCCCACGCAAUCAUCGUCGAAUGUCAGCAGCGGAGCGGCUACCACAUCCAAGAAGCAGACGCGUCGCAAGCGUUCCCAAAAGAAGUACACUAUUUCAGACGAUGACGACGAUGACAUGGACUAGCUACCGUUGGGAGUGAUCUUCAAACGCGGUUCGUCGGAUGUCGAAGGCAUGGGCAAUUGAUUAUUAAUUAGUUUAAGUCUAACCACUUUCAAGGACGAUGCUUACCAAAACCCUAACUUAAGGGUUUUCUUAACCAUCUUGCCUCCCUAUCAUGCUAUUACUUUUAUCUAUACAUCUCUCCUAGUUGUAAGUUCCCGAUUAAGUUUCCUAUUCAAUUAUUUUCGCACACAAAAUUUAUUUCUCCCAAUUCUAUUGAUUGUAUAAUUAUGUGCUAUAAAAUAAAUGCAUACCUAACAUAAA